Messenger RNA from Plectropomus leopardus (leopard coralgrouper), 671 nucleotides. Lineage: Eukaryota; Metazoa; Chordata; Actinopteri; Perciformes; Serranidae. The record is from RefSeq and is a predicted model, not a curated record.
CGGUCUUGAUUAAUUGUCCUGUGUCCACAGUGUCCAGCGAAGCCAUGGCCUCUCGUCUUCCUCUCCUCCUGUUGGUGCUGUGCAGUCUGAAUGUGGCUCAGUCAGAGCUGAAGCUCUUUAACCUGCGGGCCAGCGGUCUUCCCUCUGGCUUGUUGGGAACCACAGACGGCUACACCAAGGUGUUCUGUGGCGGACAAACUCUGGGUACGACAUCCAUCCGUAACGACGAUGCCAACCCCUGGUGGGAGGAGGAGUUCAAAAGCUUAAAGGCGCAUCAGAACGACGUACUGAGGCUCGAGGUUUACGACAGUGACUACCUCCACGAUGACCUGCUGGGUGUCUGCCAGCGUCAGAUCAAGCUGGGAACUCACGAGCACAACUGCUUCCUGGAGAAAGGUGGCACCCUCCAUUAUACCUACACCCUCAGCUGAGACAGUCAUUGAGGCUUUAUAGAUUCAUCUGAUGUAUCUUAACACACAACCUGGAAAAUGAAAGUGUUUUCAUCCUAAUAGGCUGAGUACUGAGAUUCUCUGUCCCAAAUGCGAUACGAUUUGUCAAAAUCAUUUACUUCAUCAUCAUUGAUCUGGUAACUUUGACGCACUAUUUCAUUGGCUGUUUUACCCUGUUUCAAAGGUUGUCAACAAGAAAUAAAUUCUGCUGCAAAAACAAAA